Molecule: messenger RNA, 1347 nt
Organism: Ziziphus jujuba (common jujube)
Lineage: Eukaryota; Viridiplantae; Streptophyta; Magnoliopsida; Rosales; Rhamnaceae
Product: (+)-neomenthol dehydrogenase-like
Exons: 5
Coding region: 342-1250 (302 amino acids)
Cellular component (GO): membrane
Molecular function (GO): oxidoreductase activity, acting on the CH-OH group of donors, NAD or NADP as acceptor
Source: RefSeq, a predicted model, not a curated record
AGACCUGGCCACAUUUCUUUUACUUAUUGGAACAGUAAUUUCUUCUGAAUCAUCCUUAUCCAAACUCCCUGUAGCUUCUAACUUUGCUUAUGAACCGCAUAACACAACAGAUCUUGAAUCUCGUCUUUUCCACCCAAAAAAAAAAAAAAAAAGAAAAUCAGAUCUUGAGCCUUGAUGCAUCCUUGCCUUCGAUGAUGGUAAACUUAUGAUUACAAAGUCUCUGAAAAUUUGGCUUAAAGCUUCUUUAUCAUUAUUUGUACUCUUAAAAUUCUAAGCCAUAUGUACGCAUUGCACUUCUAAUAUUCAAGCACAUAGUUAACCCAGUCUCAGAAUCAUCCACAAUGUCAGAAGCCGAAGCUUCCCAGAGGUAUGCAGUAGUAACAGGGGCAAAUAAGGGGAUUGGAUUGGAAGCUGUGAAGCAGUUGGCCUUCAAUGGAAUCACUGUGAUUUUAACUGCUAGAGAUGCAAAGAGGGGUCUUGAAGCUGUUGAGAAGUUGAAGGAGUUUGAACUUUCAGGUCGAGUGCUUUUUCAUCAGCUUGAUGUGACUGAUCCUGCUUCUGUUGCUUCUUUGGCAGAUUUCAUCACAACCCAGUUUGGAAAACUUGAUAUCUUGGUGAACAAUGCAGCCAUAUCGGGACUGAUAUUGGAUCCUGAAGAAUUAGCCAGAGCUGUUGAGCAUGCUGGUGGUUGGCCAUUGAAAGCCAAAUAUUGGGAUAAAUUGUCCGUUCAAACGUAUGAAUUGGUUGAAGAAUGCCUGCAAAUAAAUUAUUAUGGUGCAAAAAGAAUGGUUGAAGCUUUUCUUCCUUUGUUGCAAUUAUCUCAUUCACCAAGGAUCCUUAAUGUUUCCUCAAUCCUAGGAAGCUUGGAGAAUAUUCCCAAUGAAUUGGCAAAGCAAAUACUAAAUGAUGUUGAAAAGCUGACAGAAGAGAGGGUGGAUGAGGUGUUGAGUGAGUUUAUGAAAGAUUUCAAAGAGGGCCGCUUAGAAGCAAAAGGAUGGCCAACAAAUGUAUCAGCCUAUAAACUUUCAAAAGCUUCAAUGAAUGCCUAUACAAGGAUUUUGGCCAAAAGGUUCCCAAAUUUCCGCGUCAAUAGCAUUCACCCUGGAUAUGUCAAAACUGAUAUGACCUGCAAUACUGGCCUCUUGACUGUUGAAGAAGGGGCUCAAAUCCUUGUCACUGCAGCACUCUUGCCACCCGACGACAAGUCGUCUGGCCUUUUCAUUUCUCAUGAAGGAGUUUUGAGUUUUUAAAUUCGUUGUAAUAUAUAUCAUACAUGUGCAUACAAAUAUUUAUGAAACCAGAGCGUUAUAUAUUUGUUUUAAUAAAUGAUCAUACUAUUAUGAUACA